CCCUAUCUUCGUCGUUGAUAAAUGCAGCAGAGAUCUUCGACUUCGAGUUCGUUCCGAGCAACAACUGACGAUCAUUGUAGCAUAAUCUUCAGCCCGGCACAAGAGCCACAAGGAAGAUGCUCUCCAGAAAUAAGAUCAAUGGACGAUUCCAGCGGCAGCUUUCUUCCAGUUUCCGAUCCUUCGUGUCGGAAGCGAGAUCACAAUUCGCGAUACAAAUUCUCGGAGAGGUGGAUUCAUUUGAUUCCUUUGAUUCUGCUCCUCGUCCUCUUCAUUCUCUGGUGGUCAUCUUAUCCAGUGAAUUUGGUGAUCAAGGAUGGAGGAAUUAAAGCAGUUUAUGCAAGUGAGUUUCCGGAGGCGCCGAAGUACAUUGAUCAUGUCGAACUUGCCAUUUUAGGAGAUGCCGGAAUGCAGAUUGCUUCGAGUCCUCUGAAUCUAACCAGCGUUGGCGCUCGAGAUUUACGGACACCGGCUAAAUGAAAAGAAUAUCAGAAAAAUAUCCACUCAUUACAAGGUUAUAAAGCAAUGUCAAUGGAGACCGUUGGAUUAAACUAACUAAUUUUAAUUCGUCGGAUUGUCCCGUGUCCGUCCAAUGGAAGGAGUCGUGAAAAAAAGGAUCCGAGACGGCCAGCAGCGAGACAUGGUGAUACGAAGGGCCAAUGGUGGCGAGAUGAAGCGGUCGGCUGAGCCACCCAUCUGUGUUUUCGUCUUCUUUUGGCAAAUCCAUUUCCCUCCCAUCUUGUCC
Molecule: messenger RNA, 742 nt
Organism: Cucurbita maxima (winter squash)
Lineage: Eukaryota; Viridiplantae; Streptophyta; Magnoliopsida; Cucurbitales; Cucurbitaceae
Exons: 3
Coding region: 22-477 (151 amino acids)
Source: RefSeq, a predicted model, not a curated record